GGAGCGGUCGUGGCCAUUUCUUUUAACUGUGUCAUCGCGUUGCUCAUCCUCAUCCUCUUCCUUAUCCUCUGCAAGGCCUGCAGGACCCCUUCGUGCCCCAAGAAGAGCCCCGUUUCUGAUGCUGAUGAGGCAAGGAACGAAGAGAAGUACCUGCUGCAGCCCUGA
Molecule: messenger RNA, 165 nt
Organism: Eurypyga helias (sunbittern)
Lineage: Eukaryota; Metazoa; Chordata; Aves; Eurypygiformes; Eurypygidae
Product: adropin-like
Exons: 1
Source: RefSeq, a predicted model, not a curated record